UGGGGACCAUGAGUGUUGACUGUUGCUUUGUUCACAGCCCAGUUUCGGUAUCAAGUCCUCAACCUUCUUAUUUGACGGCGGCAGCACCUUCCGAUGCACUUCAAUCCUCUCAACGGCGACUACGCACGUGAAACCAGGAGGGGGGAGAAAAUCGAGCACCAUGGUAACAGCCUUUGGUUGUUCAUCAGAAAAGAAAUAUCUGCAUCACCAUUAACUCCACCGAAGAUCACACUAACUACCACCGUCUCUCUCUCUCUCUCUCUCUCUCUCUCUCUCUCUCGGUUGCAUCGCAUGAUCACGUUGAAGUUCGUCUUUCCGACGACCAAUAUUUCUACUACAAUUUCGCGGAAAGGAACAUGGCGUGUUUCAGCCUGGGUCUGCAGAAGAUGAGUUGCUUCAAGAAUCAGCAUCAGGAGAAGGCAAAAGGGCGCGAUCUCGUCGUCCAGUCUGCCGAUGGUGGAGAGGACAUCCUGGACGCAGCCUCCGCUUCGACGGCGAAGCACCUUGUCGUUAUGGUCAAUGGCCUCGUUGGGAGUGCUGAAGAUUGGACGUUUGCUGCUGAUCAAUUUGUGAAGAAGUUUCCUGAUAAAGUAAUUGUACACCGUAGUAAAUCGAAUCAUUCAAGAUUGACAUUUGAUGGUGUUGACAAGAUGGGCGAGAGGCUAGCUAAAGAGGCACGUGCACACCGCAGGCGGCCUUCAAUCGAGAGACAACCCACGUGGUGGCCCAGAACAGUAUGGAUCCAUUCACCCGCUGCAGCGGUAAAAUUGGUCAUUGAGCGUAGGCAUGGACUGCAGAAGGUCUCUUUUAUUGCUCAUUCACUUGGAGGUCUGAUUGCAAGAUAUGCUGUUGGAAAGCUUUAUGUGCCUCUUCUUAAUGAGAAACCUCCCACUGUGAAUGGCAAUUGUUCAGAAAAUAACGUGUCAUUGCAACCUCAGAAUAAGCACCAAGGAAGUACCAUUGCAGGACUCGAGCCAAUGAAUUUUAUAACUUUCGCAACACCUCAUCUGGGUUCAAAGGGAAAUAAACAACUCCCAUUCCUCUGUGGUUUUCCUUUUCUGGAGAAAAGGGCGUCUCAAACAGCUCACUGGAUUGUUGGAAGGACAGGGAGGCAUCUUUUCCUUACUGAUAAUGAUGAUGGACUGCCUCCGCUUCUCUUAAGAAUGGUUGAUGAUUUUGAUGAUCUUCACUUCAUAUCUGCCCUUCGUGCUUUCAAGCGUCGUGUAGCCUAUGCAAAUGCAAGCUUUGACUAUAUGGUAGGGUGGAGAACAUCUUCAAUUCGUCGUCAAGAUGAACUUCCGAAGAUUAAUCGCCAUAUUAAGAAUGAAACAUAUCCACAUAUUGUGAACAGUGAAGUAGAGAAAGUGGAAAACCACAGUCCAAAGGCAUCUUCAGCAAUGGAAGGGCAAACAGUGGAUGUUGAAGAGAAGAUGAUUAGAGGUCUAACUCAGGUACCCUGGGAACGUGUGGAUGUCAGUUUCCACCGAAGCAGACAAAGAUACAUUGCACAUAAUGCAAUUCAGGUGAAGCGUUACUGGAUGAAAUCAGGUGGGGCAGAUGUUGUAUACCAUAUGAUUGACAAUUUUUUGGUGUAAAUUUUCCUUUCAUGUUUAAACAUACACAUGAUGUACCACAAAGUAAAUUUUUUCACAUGAGAAUGUUACCUUUCAUUUUUGUAAAAUUAUCUAAUUUCUAGCAGCAGGAUUAAUAUACCCCAUUUCAAUGCGAAUCAACCGAUUCUGGUUGAUUUGUUUCUUGAUUA
Messenger RNA from Nymphaea colorata (pocket water lily), 1762 nucleotides. RefSeq names its product putative lipase C4A8.10. Bases 357 to 1595 code for a protein of 412 amino acids. Lineage: Eukaryota; Viridiplantae; Streptophyta; Magnoliopsida; Nymphaeales; Nymphaeaceae. The record is from RefSeq and is a predicted model, not a curated record. The transcript has 11 exons.